AUAAGUUGCGGGAUUGGCAAGGGCAAUGCUAAAACAUGCUUUGAAGGUAGAAGGGUUAAAUGAUGCCGUUGACAUUGUUGGAACGGGUGGUGAUGGAGCAAACAGCGUGAAUAUUUCAACAGGUGCCUCAAUAUUGGCUGCUGCUUGUGGUGCAAAAGUUGCCAAGCAAGGAAACCGAUCAAGUUCUUCUGCCUGCGGCAGUGCUGAUGUAUUAGAAGCUUUGGGGAUAGUUAUUGAUUUGAACGCUGAGGGAAUAGUGAGCUGUGUGAAUAAAGCACGCAUUGGUUUCAUGAUGUCACCGAAGUACCACCCAGCAAUGAAGAUUGUGAGCCCUGUAAGAAAGAAGUUAAGACCGUUUUCAGUAUACUUUUGCCGUUUUUCAAAUCCGGUUUGUGCUGAAAAUUUUGUUUCAAAAAGGGCUGUGGAUCGUGUUCGUAUCCCUUGGUGUGCUCUCCCGGUAGAUCAUCUUAAGUUUAAUGUGGAUGGUGCAGUGAAAUUAGAUGGUUGUUCGGGAGGCAUUGGGGAUAUUCUUAGAGAUGAGAAGGGUUGUUGCUUAUACUCUUUCUCGAGUCAAAUAGGGGCAGCUGAUUCGUUGGCAAAGGGUGCUAUUAGCUUGUCUUUUCUUCGUUUUGGUGUCGGUAUUGGGGUCUUGGAGGAUGUAGUCGGUCCUAGAAUUAGAUUUAUUGUCUCUUAUUGGUUUUUGUAUAGCUUUCUGCUUUCAUGUGAUUCUCUAGGGAUUUCGUUGCAUUUGGGGUAUAUUGGUAGUCUUUACAACUUGGUGAUUUUGUGGAAGUCCUUUUUGCCUCUUUCCUAUGUCCGACAUUGA
Hibiscus syriacus is the source of this 826-nucleotide messenger RNA. Its product is annotated as anthranilate phosphoribosyltransferase 1-like. Gene Ontology annotation, cellular component: cytosol. Gene Ontology annotation, biological process: L-tryptophan biosynthetic process. The coding region runs from base 26 to 826 and encodes 266 amino acids. Lineage: Eukaryota; Viridiplantae; Streptophyta; Magnoliopsida; Malvales; Malvaceae. The transcript is spliced from 5 exons. The record is from RefSeq and is a predicted model, not a curated record. Gene Ontology annotation, molecular function: anthranilate phosphoribosyltransferase activity.